UCCGAUGGCUUCAGAAGAGUGCCAGAGCUCAGAGCAAACGGAUCGGAUCAUCCAAGUAGAGAAGACUCAACACCAAGAACACAAUUAAGUUUGCACUUGAUCUGCUCGAACUGAUCCCACAAAGCUGCCGAAAAAUGUGGCGGGCGAUUCAACAGCGCGCAACAAUCGCGCAUCCGUUCACCAGACAACGCCAUAGUCGUGUGAUUGCCAUUCGGCGAGAGGAUCAGUCUGUGUGGGAGCGAAGAGCUCCUUUUGGACCCACCCACGUCCAGAAGUUGGUCAAGCAGAAUGUCAAGGUCAUUGUGCAGCCCUCCAAUCGCCGUGCAUAUCCCAUGCAGGCUUACAUGCAAGCUGGUGCUCACAUUCAGGAGGACAUAAGUGAUGCAUCUGUGAUUUUUGGAGUAAAACAAGUCCCCAUUGAUGCUCUAAUUCCCGGCAAGACUUACUGCUUUUUCUCGCACACCAUAAAGGCGCAAGAAUCGAAUAUGCCCCUUCUGGAUGCAAUUUUGGAAAAGAAAAUCCGCCUAAUCGACUACGAACGAAUUAUAGAUGAACGCGGAGCUCGUCAGGUGGCUUUUGGAAAAUAUGCUGGAGUAGCUGGUAUGGUGAACAUCCUGCAUGGAAUUGGAUUGCGUCUUUUGGCAUUGGGACAUCACACACCCUUCAUGCACAUUGGACCCGCCCACAAUUAUCGUAAUUCCUCGAUGGCUCGUCAGGCGAUCCGGGAUUGUGGUUACGAAAUCUCGCUUGGCAUGAUGCCCAAGUCGAUUGGACCACUUACCUUUGUGUUCACUGGCUCUGGAAACGUUUCCCAAGGAGCGCAGGAGGUGUUUUCCGAGCUGCCCAUAGAGUAUGUCCCGCCAGAAAUGCUGCGAAAGGUGGCUGAACAUGGAAAUCAAAACAAGCUCUAUGGUUGCGAGGUGAGUCGCUCGGAUCAUCUGGAGCGACGCGAAGGCGGUGGCUUCGAUGCCAAGGAGUACGAUGAGUUCCCCGAACGCUACAUCUCCACUUUCAGCACGAAGAUUGCUCCUUAUGCCUCAGUCAUCGUGAAUGGCAUCUACUGGGCAGUUGGGAGUCCCAAGUUGAUCAGCAUUCCGGAUGCCAAGAACCUGCUACGUCCUGCAAAUACUCCCUGGUUGCCAACGAGCAAGGGAAGUCCCGCGUUGCCGCAUCGCAUGCUGGCCAUUUGCGACAUUUCCGCAGAUCCCGGCGGCUCCAUUGAGUUCAUGAACGAGUGCACCACGAUCGACACUCCGUUCUGUUUGUACGAUGCGGAUAGGAACAAGGACACCAAGAGCUUCAAGGGACCAGGAGUGCUGGUCUGCUCGAUCGACAAUAUGCCCACGCAGUUGCCCAGGGAGUCUACGGAUCUGUUUGGAGAGCUGUUGACACCGCACGUCCAUGACAUCAUCAAGAGCGAUGCCAAGAAGCCGCUGGAGGAGGAGCAGUUCUCGUAUCCCAUUCAAUCGGCCAUUAUCGCCAGCAACGGUCAGCUGACCGAGGGCUUCCAGUACAUUCAGGAGCUCCGAGAGUCGCAGAACCACCGAUCGCGUCACAAGAUGGAAGGACGAUCCGAGUCGAACAAGAAGGUCCUCGUCUUGGGAGCUGGAAUGGUCUCCGCUCCUCUGGUGGAGUGGCUGCAUCGCGAGAAGGACGUUAGCAUCACGGUUUGCUCCCAGGUCAAAGAGGAAGCUGAUCGCCUGGCCCAACAGUACGCCGGUGUGGAUAGCGUCUAUUUGGAUGUGAACGAGAGCACCGAUCACAUGCAGGAGCUGUGCGGCAAGGCGGAUGUGGUGGUCUCCCUGCUGCCCUACAGCCUGCAUGGAAUGGUGGCACGCUACUGCGUGGCAGAGGGAACCCACAUGGUCACGGCCAGUUACCUCAACGACGAGAUCUCCGCCUUGCACGAGGAGGCCAAGACCAAGGGAGUGACCAUCAUGAACGAGGUGGGCUUGGACCCGGGAAUCGAUCACCUUUUGGCCCUGGAGUGCAUCCACGAGGUGCAGGACAAGGGAGGCGUUGUCGAGUCCUUCGUGAGCUACUGCGGUGGCCUGCCGGCACCGGAGCACUCCAACAACUCCUUGAGGUACAAGUUCUCCUGGUCACCGAGAGGCGUGCUCCUGAACACCCUCUCCGCGGCCAAGUAUCUGAGUCAGGGACAAAUCGUGGAGAUUUCCGGUGGCGGUGAGCUGAUGUCAUGUCCCCGCAGCCUGGACUUCCUGCCCGGUUUCGCGCUGGAGGGUUUCCCCAACAGGGAUUCCACCAAGUACGGUUCUCUCUACGGUUUGGGCCGGGAUGUCCACACCCUGCUGCGUGGAACCAUCCGCUACAAGGGCUUCUCCGAGUCCAUUAAGCCCAUGCAACUGCUGGGCUUGAUCGAUGCAGAGCCACAUGCUCUGCUGCAUCCCAGUGGACCGGAUGUCACGUGGCGCCAGCUGGUCAUCCAUCUGCUGGGCAUGUCCGAUUCGAGCAUCUUCUACGAGAACCUCAAGCAGAAGCUGAACGAGCGCAUUGGCGAUGUGGAGGGCAUCGAGAGCCUAGGUCUGCUGGACGACACUCCCGUGGUCAAACUGAACACUCCGCUGGACACGCUGAGUCACUAUCUCUCCAAGAGAUUGGCUUUCGAGCGGGAUGAGCGUGAUUUGGUGGUUCUGCGCCAUGAGGUGGGCAUCCGUUGGCCCGAUGGUCGUCGUGAGGAGCGUGGCAUCAACUUUGUGGUUUAUGGACAGCCACAGGGUCAUUCCGCCAUGGCAAUGACAGUGGGCAAGCCAGCGGCAAUUGCUGCCAAAAUGAUCCUGGAUGGUGAAAUCCAGGAACGCGGAGUCCUGCUGCCCUUCACACCCGACAUCUAUCGACCAAUGCUGCAACGUCUGCGCUCCGAGGGUCUGACUGCCACGGAGACCUCCAGAUGGUUGAACUAAGUAGUCUGAACUGAUCCCGAUCGCAUCCUAGCCAUAAGUCUUAUUGAUUGAUUUUUUAAUUUUUUUUCGAACAGCCCACCGCGUCGUGUCAAUUUUCUUGUCUUAUUUAUCGCUCAGGUUUUUCGUUGUUCGAUAAGACCGUAAUUAUGUUAUCUUAGUACUGAAAUAAGUUUUAUGACUGGAGCUACUUGAAGUGCGUAAACAAGUUAAGGUUGUUGUCGACUUUGUGAAAUAUGUUUCCUCUAUGUGAAUUAAUUAUAAACUGACUGUGAACGAUUGCGGAACUUUUGAUUAAAAGAAUAAAUAUUUAUGGAACUAAA
Molecule: messenger RNA, 3241 nt
Organism: Drosophila ficusphila
Lineage: Eukaryota; Metazoa; Arthropoda; Insecta; Diptera; Drosophilidae
Gene: LKRSDH
Product: alpha-aminoadipic semialdehyde synthase, mitochondrial
Exons: 8
Coding region: 135-2921 (928 amino acids)
Cellular component (GO): cytoplasm
Molecular function (GO): saccharopine dehydrogenase activity
Source: RefSeq, a predicted model, not a curated record